Chroicocephalus ridibundus (black-headed gull) is the source of this 2705-nucleotide messenger RNA. It is a transcript of the gene LMF2, whose product is annotated as lipase maturation factor 2. The transcript is spliced from 14 exons. Gene Ontology annotation, biological process: protein maturation. The record is from RefSeq and is a predicted model, not a curated record. Bases 57 to 2201 code for a protein of 714 amino acids. Lineage: Eukaryota; Metazoa; Chordata; Aves; Charadriiformes; Laridae. Gene Ontology annotation, cellular component: endoplasmic reticulum membrane.
CGCCUGUGCGUGCUGACGCAGCGCGCGCGGGGCCCCGAGGUGCCGCUGCCACCGCCAUGGGGGAGCCGCCGCGGCGGCCGCGCUCGCUCUUUCUGACUGGGCUGGCCGCCGCCUACCUCGCCGCCUUCGCCUCGCUCUACGUCCAGAUCCCCGGGCUGUAUGGGAGAGAUGGCAUCCUACCGGCUCGCAAAAUGCUGCGCCUCAGCGGGAAGGGCCUGUGGGAGCAGCUCCGGGAUUUUCCCACUCUGUUGUGGCUUGGUCCCCACUUGGGUUUGGAUACGGAGCUGGGGAUGGAACUGCUCUGCCUCCUCGGCAUCCUCGCCUCCUUCGGCGCCUUGCUGUUCGAGCCCCUGCGGGACAGCCUGCUCUUUGCCCUGCUCAGGAUGCUCUACCUCUCGCUCUACCAGGUGGGGCAGAUCUUCCUCUACUUCCAGUGGGACAGCCUCCUGCUGGAAGCGGGGUUCCUGGCAGUGCUGGUGGCCCCCCUGCACCUGCUGAAGUGGCGGUCCACGGCCUGGCGUCCCCACGACAGUGUCACCUUCUGGCUGGUGCGCUGGCUCCUCUUCCGGCUGAUGUUUGCCUCCCGGGUGGUGAAGCUGACCAGCCGCUGCCCCACCUGGUGGGGACUCACAGCUCUCACCUAUCACUACGAGACCCAGUGCAUCCCCACGCCGGCUGCCUGGUUUGCCCACCAGCUGCCUGUCUGGUUCCAGAAGUUCAGCGUGGUGGCCACUUACGUCAUCGAGAUCGCCAUCCCGCUCCUCUUCUUCGCGCCCAUCCGCCGCCUCCGGCUCUUUGCCUUCUACAGCCAGGUGCUGCUGCAGGUCCUCAUCAUCCUCACGGGUAACUACAACUUCUUCAACAUGCUCACCAUCGCCCUGGCCUUCUCCCUGCUGGACGAGGAGCACGUGGGGCGCUGGCUGGGGCGCAGCAAGAGGCGGCAUGCCAGCACCUGGCCCCCCAGCUUGCGGUCCUUCCUCUCCACCCUGCUGGAGCUGAGCACCUAUGCCCUCCUGCUCUACUGGAGCGUCCAAUCCUUCGGCCUGGAGAUCAACUGGGAGAAGAGGCUGCUGGACUCCAAAGUGGCCUUCACCUAUCACGAGUUCAAGAUGUGGCUGCAGACGGUGACCCUGCCGCUGGUGGGGCUGGGCUUCCUCUCGCUCUCCUGGGAGAUCCUCUCCGCAUUGUACAGGUGUGCCUGUGUCCGCGGCUGCUUCUGGAAGCUCUGGGCCAUGCUGCAGUGGGCCGUCUUCACCACAGCGACUGUGGGGAUGUUUGCCAUCAGCUUGGUGCCCUUCACCUAUAUCGACCGCGAGUCCAACGACAAGCUGUGGCCCGGCAUCCACCAGAUGUUCAGCGCGGUUGAGCGCUUCCAGGUGGUGAACUCCUACGGGCUCUUCCGCAGGAUGACAGGUGUCGGGGGGCGGCCCGAGGUGGUGCUGGAGGGCAGUUACGACAAGCAGAGCUGGACGGAGAUUGAGUUCAUGUACAAGCCCGGGAACGUCAGCGUGGCCCCCCCCGUGGUCACCCCGCACCAGCCCCGCCUCGACUGGCAGAUGUGGUUCGCGGCACUGGACCACCACAGCAGCAGCCCCUGGUUCACCAGCUUCGUCUACCGCCUGCUGCAGGGCAAGGAGGACGUGAUCCGCCUGGUGCAGGUCGAUGAGUCCCAGUACCCCUUCAGCGCUCGGCCCCCCGUCUACAUCCGCGCCCAGCUCUACAAGUACUGGUUCACUGGCAGCGCCGAGGGCAGCCAGGGCCCUGCGCCAUGGUGGCGGCGGCAGCAUUUCCAGGAGUUCUUCCCCACCGUCUCCUUGGGCGACCCUGCGCUGGAGAAUCUGCUCAGCCAGCACGGCCUGAAGGACAAGCUGUCCCCCCUGCGCCCGACGGAUGCCCUCCUGCCCUGGCUGCUGCGGUCCCUGCGCCAGCUUGUCCGUCCCUUCUCCGGCCCCACCGUCCUCUGGUCCCUCUACCUUGUGGCGGCCACCGUCUGCCUCCUGCGAGCCCUGGGCCGCCGGCCCCGGGGGGGUGCGCCCCCCGCCCGCCACAAAGGCCCCAGGCGAGGGGAGCCCACGGACCGGGGGGGCGGCGAGAAGAACGGGCAGGUGCGGAGGAAGGAGGCCAAAGAGGCGGAGGAGAAAGGCGAGGGCCGGGCCCGCGGGGCGGCCGAUGGCCACGGGGGCACCAAGAAGAAGAAGUGACGCCUGGAGCCACCCGCCCAGGCCCCGUCUUCCACCCACGGACUGAUGGCGCUGCCCCCCCUUGCCCCAGUGCUUCCCCGGGGUGGGGGGGUCCCUGGCAGGGGGGCAGCAGGCUGGUGUCCCCCCCACUGCUGUCACGCUGCCAACGCCUUCGCACACAGCGCGGUCAUCGCUUGCAGGUGUCCCCUCUGCCCCUCACCCCCUCCUGCAGCCCGGCAGGGCUGGGGGGGUGCUCCGUGCUAAGGGGGGUGCUCUGCGCUGGGGGGGGUGCUCUGUUUUGGGGGGGGGAUGCUCAGUGCUGGCGGGAGCAGCUUUAAGGCAUCGCCAGCCAUCCCAGUUACCCUUCCCGCUGCCCCUGGCCCCGUGCUCGGGGCAGUCUGGGGUGCUGUGUCCCCCCCAGAGCCCCUGCCCCCAGAGCAGGGGGGCUCUGGCUGUAACGUGCUUCCUGGUGGGGGGAGCACAGAGGUUUCCUAUAAUUUUCUAAAUAAAGCCUUUGACAUUCCA